Chinchilla lanigera (long-tailed chinchilla) is the source of this 3168-nucleotide messenger RNA. It is a transcript of the gene Zcchc14, whose product is annotated as zinc finger, CCHC domain containing 14. Gene Ontology annotation, molecular function: phosphatidylinositol binding; zinc ion binding; nucleic acid binding. The record is from RefSeq and is a predicted model, not a curated record. Lineage: Eukaryota; Metazoa; Chordata; Mammalia; Rodentia; Chinchillidae.
CCCGCUGGAGCUGCGCUUCCUCGGCUCGUGCCUCGAAGACCUGGCGCGCAAGGACUACCACUCGCUGCGCGACUCGGAGAUCAAGGCCAACAACCCUGCCGACCUGGGCAGCCUCACCAACCUGACGGACGAGGUGGUGCGCAGCAAGCUGCUGGUGUCGCUGGCGCUGCUGGGCUCGGAACAACGCGAGGCUGCGGGCGUGCUCUACCGCACGCUCACGCACAUCGACUCCAUCAUCCACAACUACGGGCUGCAGCUCAACGAGGGCCGCACGGGCGAUGAGUUCCUGCUGCUCUUUACCAUGGCCUCCAACCACCCGGCCUUCAGCUUUCACCAGAAGCAGGUGCUGCGCCAGGAGCUCACGCAGAUCCAGAGCAGCCUGAGCGGUGGCGGCGGAGGCCCCGGGGGCAAAGGCGCGCCGGGACCCACCUGCCCGGCCUGCCACAAGAUGGCCCCCCGGGUGGAGCCCCCUGUGAGCAGCAUGGGGAACAACAGCCUCGAGAAGGCGCUGCACACGUCCGCACAGCCCACGGAGGAGCCCAAGAGGCCGCUGGGGAAGCACAGCAAAGUGAGUGUGGAGAAGAUAGACCCGAAGGCACUGUCACACGCCAAGAGCGACAGGAGCGCCGAGUGCUCCUUUGAGGUCUUGUGGUCUGACUCGUCAAUAACGUCCGUAAUCAAGUCGUCCCCAGAAGUGACUGAGUUCAUCUCCAAGUUAUCCCAGCUCUGCCCCGAGGAGAACCUGGACAAGCUCAUUCCGUGCCUGGCGGGCCCGGACCCCUUCUAUGUGGAGCGGAGCCACAUGGACCUGGAGGCCGGCCUGAGGUAUUUGGCUUCGCUCCCUUCUCAUGUACUGAAAAAUGACCACGUGAAGAAGUUUUUCAGCGCUUCGUCUCCCGCCCAGCAGCUUCAAGGUCCGAGUCCUGGCAACCCUCCCCUUCCUAAAGUGGGCACCGUGAUGGGCGCUUCUGGAAGGCCUGUGUGUGGUGUGGCCGGUAUCCCCUCCUCUCAGAGCAGUUCUCAGCACCACCUGCCCCACGCGGCUGGCCCAGGCUCAGGGCUGGCCUACCGCGCCCAGGUGGACACCGCGCCAGCCAUCCUCAUGCCCUCCGGCCUGCAGGCCCCUCAGCCACAGGAGCAGAACGGCAUCCUGGACUGGCUGAGGAAACUGCGGCUGCACAAGUACUACCCAGUCUUUAAACAGCUCACCAUGGAGAAGUUUUUGAGUCUCACCGAGGAAGAUCUGAAUAAGUUUGAGUCUCUCACCAUGGGAGCAAAGAAGAAACUGAAGACUCAGCUGGAGCUGGAGAAGGAGAAGUCAGAGCGACGGUGCCUGAACUCCACGGCCCCGUCCUUGGUCACCAGCAGUGGAGUGGCCCGUGUCCCCCCGACCAGCCAUGUGGGGCCUGUGCAGGCCGGACGCAGCAGCCAUGCGGCAGAGCUGCGGGUGGAGGUGGAGCAGCCCCCUCACCAGGUGCCCCGGGAAGGCAGCAGCUCUUCCGAGUACUCCAGCUCCUCCUCCAGCCCCAUGGGUGUGCAGGCGCGUGAGGAGAGCUCAGACAGCGCCGAGGAGAGCGACAGACGUGUGGACGUGCACUUGGAGGGUCCCGACAAGGAGAAGCCCGUGAUGCUGCUGAGCCACUUCCCCUCGAGCUCCGUCAGACCCACCGCCCAGGUCCUGCCUGUGCAGAACGAGGCCGGCUCCAGCCCCGCCGGCCACCACCCCUUGGCCCCGCAGCUGCUGCCUGCCGCUGCGCACCUGGCCCCUAUGCGGAUGCUGAGCUCCAUGCACAAAGCGGAGCGCGGGGGCUCGGACGUGAAGCUCCUCUCGUCGUCCAUGCACUCGCUUCUGUCUCUGGAGGAGCGGGGCAAAGGGCCCGGGGCCAGGAGCGGCGUGAAGGUGGACAAGGGCUUCAGCAGUGCCGUGCUGGACACGCUGCCCGCGUCAGCACCGCACCCGCCCGUGCAGGUGAUCUCGGGACUCUCGGAGAGCAGCGCCGUGACUCCUUCGGUCUCCUUUGGUCCCCGGGCCAAGGUUGUGCACGCGGCCACGCUGGACAGGGUGCUGAAGACAGCACAGCAGCCGGCGCUGGCGGUGGAGACCAGCACAGCGGCCGCAGGGACGCCAAGCACCGUGCUGCAUGUGGCCCGGCCUCCCAUCAAGCUGCUGCUGUCGUCCUCUGUGCCCGCUGACGCUGCCGUCUCCGGGCAGACGUCCUGCCCCAACAGCGUGCAGAUCAGCGUGGCCCCCGCAAUAAUCAACCCCCGGACCGCUCUGUACACAGCCAACACCAAAGUUGCCUUCUCCGCCGUGAGCAGCGUGCCCGUGGGGCCCCUGCAGGGCAGCUUCUGCGCCAACAGCAACACUGCCUCUUCCAGCAGCCACCCCGCGCCCUCCUUCGCCAGCAUGGCCACACCGCCCAGCUACCCGGCCCCCAGCUCCAGCCCUGCGCUCUCCUCCGUCCCGGAAAGCAGCUUCUACAGCGGUGGAGGCGGCUCCCCUGGGAACCUCCCUGCCCAGAGCCAGGGCCACCAUCACCACCACCACCAUCAGCAGCCCGCGGCGCCCCCGCAGCCCGCUCCGCCGCCGCCUGGCUGCAUCGUGUGCACCUCGUGCGGCUGCAGCGGCAGCUGCGGCUCCGGCGGCCUGACUGUGAGCUACACCAACUACUUCCAGCACCCGUUCUCGGGGCCGUCCGUGUUCACCUUCCCCUUCCUGCCCUUCAGCCCGGUGUGCAGCAACGGCUACGUGAGCGCGCAGCAGUACGGCGGCGGCUCCGCCUUCCCCGUCGUGCACGCCCCGUACAGCGGCAGCGUCACCCCCGAGCCGGUCCUGGGCGGCCAGUCCUCCUUCGCGGUGCCGCCCAUGCAGAACUUCAUGGCUGGGACGGCGGGCGUGUACCAGACCCAGGGGCUGGUGGGCAGCAGCAACGGUUCUAGUCACAAAAAGAGCGGAAACCUGUCCUGUUACAACUGCGGGGCCACUGGGCACCGCGCUCAGGACUGCAAGCAGCCGUCCAUGGACUUCAACCGGCAAGGUACUUUUAGGUUGAAAUAUGCCCCUCCGGCCGAAAGUCUGGACUCCACAGACUGACGUUUUUCUCUGGCAGCAGCAAUUACUAAGCCAUGGAGACAUAAGGAAAAUUAAACACAAAACUGAGACGUCUA